This is a messenger RNA of Miscanthus lutarioriparius, 939 nucleotides long. NCBI's taxonomy places the organism in Eukaryota, Viridiplantae, Streptophyta, Magnoliopsida, Poales, Poaceae. The record is from the annotation of a GenBank genome assembly.
AUGGCGGCCACCUCCGCGUUCGAAUCGUCCCCGGAGAUGGAGCGGUUCCUCUGCGAGCGGCUGCUGGACGCGGAGCAGCCCAUCGCGGAGCGCUUCCGGGCGCUCUUCUCCCUCCGCAACCUCCGCGGGGAUGCCCCGCGCCGCGCCCUCCUCCAAGCUGCAAGGGAUCCUUCUAACUUGCUUGCCCAUGAGGCUGCAUUUGCACUUGGACAAAUGCAGGAUGCUGAGGCUAUUCCUGCGCUGGUGGCAGUUCUAAAAGAUCUUUCUCUACAUCCAAUUGUACGCCAUGAGGCAGCUGAAGCUCUUGGAGCUAUUGGCCUGGAAAAGAGCAUCCCCCUGUUGGAGGAAAGUUUAACAACUGAUCCUGCUGUGGAGGUACAAGAAACUUGCGAGCUGGCACUAAGACGAAUAGAAGAGCAGAAGAAAGCUAAUGGGGCUGAGAGUACAACCAGUUCACCCUUCCUCUCAGUUGAUCCAGCGCUGCCUGCAAAGCAUGGACUUUCAGUAGAUCAAUUAAGGGAUCUUCUUCUCAAUGAGCAAGAGAGCAUGUACGAACGGUAUGCAGCUCUUUUUGCACUUAGGAAUGAUGGUGGAGAUGCUGCUGUUUCUGCUAUUGUUGCAGCUCUGAGCGUCAAAAGUGCUCUUCUACGUCACGAGGUUGCUUAUGUGUUAGGUCAGCUGCAAAAUAAAGCCGCUUCAGAUGCACUUUCUACAGUCCUGAAGGAUGUAUGUGAGCAUCCAAUGGUCAGGCAUGAAGCUGCUGAAGCCCUUGGCUCAAUCGCAGACCAAGAAAGCAUUGUGCUUCUGGAGGAGUUUGCAAAGGAUUCUGAGCCCAUAGUCUCGCAGAGCUGUGAAGUAGCUCUCAGUAUGCUCGAGUAUGAGAGAUCCGGGAAGUCCUUUGAGUUUCUCUUCCUUCAGACUCCUCAUGUGCAGUCCUAG